AUGACCGAACUCGACUCUAGCCUUGGACAAUUGAAUUGGCUAUUGGCAAAAAAUAAUUCAACGACGGAUGUCUCAAAACAAAAAUUGAAAAUCGAAAAGAACCCGGGACCUGACGAUAAACCGAAUUGCAGCUAUUCACAGUUGAUCAAAAUGGCGAUCAUGGACUCACCCGAGCAAAAGAUCACCCUAAGCGGUAUUUAUCAAUACAUCGCGAAUCGUUUCCCCUACUAUCGCGAGAAUAAGAAUCCCUGUUGGAAGAACUCAGUCCGCCACAAUUUGAGCUUAAACAAGCAAUUCGUGAAAAUCGACAGAACCGAACAUGACACAGGGAAAGGAUCGUACUGGACAUUUGUCGAAGCAGAGGAUACGAAAAUUCGGUUCAAAAACAGUGACGGACAAUCGCCGAAGGUGAAUCCGGCAGUGAAAAGGAUGUUCAUGGAAAGAGAUGGGAGCAGGGAUAGUCAGAAUACUGAAGAAGAGGACGUGCAAUUCAUCGGCGAACAUCAACCAAACAUCAAUCCAGCCCCGACAACCUAUUCCAAUUUCUAUCCACAACCGUACGAGUUCUCCCCGUAUUUCCCCACGCAAAGUGUGCCCGAAGUGAGCGUGCAAUCGAGCGAUGCGAUGAUGGUGGACGAAAGUGAAGACGAUUUGAGCGGGUUAAAUCUCUUCGAAACGCACGAUUUGAGCGCUUCCUUUAAAGCUGUUUAUGAUCAGAUUUUUCAAAAUCGACGACCAAGCAAUACAAGGGAAAAGGAGGCACAAAUCGAUUGGCUUAAAAUCUCGCUCGAGACCGUGGGAAUGAACUAUCGAGAUGAGGAAGAGAUGAGAAAUAUCGACACACGACGUUUCAUUAGUUUGGUCUCGAGCGGAAUGCUUUCAUCGGAAGAAGACGGACCCCAACAAACCUUUCAUAGAUCGAAUUGUCAAAUAAUCGGCGGGAAAGGCACAACGCUCGGUCAACUGAAUAGUCAUAUCAACAUGGACGACGAAAUCGAGGACGAUUUCGACUGGAACACCCUGAUAAAC
Messenger RNA from Mesorhabditis belari, 1029 nucleotides. Lineage: Eukaryota; Metazoa; Nematoda; Chromadorea; Rhabditida; Rhabditidae. The record is from the annotation of a GenBank genome assembly.